This is a messenger RNA of Diaporthe amygdali, 1404 nucleotides long. Its product is annotated as isotrichodermin c-15 hydroxylase. The record is from RefSeq and is a predicted model, not a curated record. Gene Ontology annotation, molecular function: oxidoreductase activity, acting on paired donors, with incorporation or reduction of molecular oxygen; iron ion binding; heme binding. Lineage: Eukaryota; Fungi; Ascomycota; Sordariomycetes; Diaporthales; Diaporthaceae. The transcript has 3 exons. Bases 1 to 1404 code for a protein of 467 amino acids.
AUGGUAUCUCAGGUCCGGGGCACUAUUCAUUUUAAAAUGCUUGAGUUCCACCAGCAAUACGGCCCUGUGGUCCGGCUUGCCCCCGGAGAGCUCACAUACACUACGGCCACGGCAGUGAAAGAGAUCUAUGGCAACCGCAAUGGCAGAAAGCUUAUGCCCCCGCAGUCUUCGCUUGGUAGUAACGAGAAGACGAUGUUUGGGGCUACCAGCUUCAUCUGGCUCGAGUCCCAUAAAGAGCAUUCGCGUCACCGCAAGAUCUUGUCCCAGGGGUUCUCGGACGCGAGCCUCAAGGCUCAGGAGCCCAUGGUGGUCGGAUACGCGACUCUUCUUAUCCAACGCUUACGCGAGAGGGCCUCAAAGGGAGAGGUCAUUGACAUGUGGGCUUGGUUCAACUACUAUACUUUUGACAUUAUUGGUGAUCUGGUCUUCGGCGAGUCCUUCGGUUGCGUGGACCAGGGCCAGUUCCACCCGUGGAUCAGCUUCAUCUUCUCCAACCUGACCAACAUGAUGUACGCGCAGAUGAUCACCACCAUGGGCUACCUCGGCAGCUUCAUCCAGGCCCUCGUGCCCGAGAGGGUGAUGGCACAGGCGAUCGCGCACGCGCAGUCGACCCGCGACAAGGUCGACCGACGGCUGGCACGCAAGGACGUGCGGCCGGACCUGAUCAGCGGCAUGAUGCACCGGAUCGGCGCGGAGGGCGGCAUCUCGCGCGAGGAGCUGUACGCCGACGCGCAGAUCAUGAUCAUGGCCGGCAGCGAGACGAGCGCCACCCUGCUCGCCGUGGCCGUCUACCACCUGCUCCGCAACCCGGGCGCGCUGGCCAGGCUGCAAAGUGAGAUUCGCGGCGCCUUCGCUGGUGAAGAGGCCGAAUUGGCCUUCGCUGCUGUGUCGAAACUGCCGUACCUGCGCGCUGUCAUCGAUGAGAGCCUGCGCAUCCACCCGCCGCUGCCUGCUGGCAUCAACCGUGUGGUUCCCGAAGGUGGGGCCGUCAUUGAUGGCCACUUCGUGCCUGAGGGCACGGUGCUGCAGGUCCCUGGCUGGGCUGCCUUUCACCUUGAGGAGAACUUCAAGGACCCAUGGGAAUUUGUGCCUGAGAGGUGGCUUGGUGAGUCGUGCCCCGCCCGGUACGCGGGUGAAAACCACGAUGUGUUCACUCCUUUCAGUUAUGGCCAGAGGUCUUGUCUAGGGCGCUCCCUGGCGUCUAUGGAGACGAGGGUCUGCCUCGCGAGGUUGAUCCUCGGCUUCGACAUGGAACUGAUGGAGGAUAGCCAUGACUGGAAUCAGCAGAAGGUGUACUUGCUAUAUGAGAAACGGCCACUGAACGUGAAGCUGACUGAGGUUAUCAAAAGUGAGAAAGAUGUGCUCGUGUCAUGUGUCUUGGAUCGGAAUUCGGAAAAGUUGUGA